AUGUCUGUCCAUACUUACACAGUCAUUAAUAUGCCUCGCACCUUCCUGAGGAUACCCCCGGAGAUCAUCUCCUCCAUCGUUGACAACAUGCUUAAGAUGAACCAUGAAUGUGAGAAGCCCGCACCUUGGUUUUGGGCCGACACCGAACCUGAGCCAUACUUCAAUCCCUUGCAGAGAUACAAGGAUGCGCUGAGCCUUGCUAGAACUUGCAAGACCCUUUACAACCUCCUCAUUAAACAGAUAUACCGCACCGACGUGCGAAACAACGAAUCGUCUGCACUCUUGAGGUCGGUAAAGCUCUGUAGCUUGGAAGGGGUCAGAAGAUCUCUCGACGCUGGGGCCGAUAUUGAUAUCCGCGAUCCCUUGGAAAGCGACCAAACCACUGCUAUCCAUUGGGCCUCCUACCUGGGCCACAAGAACAUUGUCUCUCUUCUGCUCGAACGAGGCGAUGACGUAAAUCGCCGCGUCCGUGUCGAAGUUGGUGCAUUUUCUUGCGAUAUCGUGGAGGUAAACGUCGAAGCUAGCAUAAUUUGUCUUGAAGGUGUUCAGGAGGAAGUUACUAGAUGGACCCUGGAGCACGGAGCAAACCCCCUUUACUUUGCCAUCUUGGGGGGUGACUGGGAUACCAUACAGCUCCUCAUCCAUGCCGGUGCGGAAUUUGUCACCCAUACUGGAUGCGGCGUUCAUGCUCUUCAUCAAGCCGCGAGUCACGGCGAUGCCGGUCUAGUCGAGUCGCUACUAGAACACGAGUCCGUUGUUGCCAACCUUAACACCAUAUUGGAUAACCGCGGCGCAACAGCUCUCCACUAUCUCAACCACAUUGAUGACGAUGAGGCGGAGAACUGUAAGAUAAUCAGGAAACUCGUCGAGCACGGCCACCAGGUUAGCACUACAGAUGGAUACGAUGCUUUGCCUAUUGAGGAAGCUAUUUCGAAACGCUCGAACAUGAUCACUGCAGAGUUCAUCCGAAAUGGUUCGCUAAUCCCUGUGGAGCUUCGUUUCCAUAUCUUUGGUGAUAACUAUUUGGAGACCAUAAAAGCAUUAGCCGAAGCUAAACACAGAGGCUUCCCUCUUCGCUUUCAUCGCGCAAAUCCUCCCAUGGUCACCACGUUUUUGGCAAGGAUACGGACAUACCACCAUUUCUAUAAGCUCGUCUACCAGACAGGUCAAGUUCCCGGGCCCAUGAACUCUUACGAUCCUGACCAGUGGGAAGUCUUUUGGGCAUCAAGACCUUUUGUAUAA
Fusarium venenatum is the source of this 1242-nucleotide messenger RNA. RefSeq names its product ankyrin repeat-containing domain protein. NCBI's taxonomy places the organism in Eukaryota, Fungi, Ascomycota, Sordariomycetes, Hypocreales, Nectriaceae. Gene Ontology annotation, molecular function: protein binding. The record is from RefSeq and is a predicted model, not a curated record.